UGAUAGUUUAUCGAUACUUAUAACUAAAAUAAACAAAAAAGGAAAUUCGCCCAAUUCCAGAGAUAAAGAAAAUAUUCUUAUAGUAGGGCCAUGGAGAAACUAGGCUUGGCCUGCCCAUUUUCCUUUCUGGCUGGUAAACCGCAAGGAUCGAGUUGCGGCAUCCUUCAGCUCAAUUAUGACUGCUACCUGAAAAUAUUUUCCUACUUAACCACGCUGGAGGAUCUGCUGAAUCUUGGCCGAGCUCAUCCACUGCUCUGUGAUGCGGUUGAUCACCUGCUUCGAAUGCGCUGCCAAAAGAUCAAUGUACGGAUGCUGAAAACCAUUUCAGAUUGGGAGUUUUUAUUGGGACUGUGUGGCUCCGAAGUGAUCAGAUGCGAGAUUCCCCAUGGCCACUGGGACGACGGUAUCACUUAUCCAUUUCUGAACCUUUUGGGACGGCUCUGCCCUAAUCUGCGCCAGGUGGUGGUAAUAUUCAUGCACACAGUGACGCCAACAACCGAAGAUAUUCCAUCCAGUGUUAUGCCGUUGCUCUUGGAGCUUCCCGGAUUGACGAACCUCACCCUUAUAGAUGCCAAAGCAAAUCAUCUGGAACAACUGCAGUACUUUAGUAAACUUGAAGCUUUGGACUUGGAUGGAAUCGAUCAUAGUCUUAGUGUUUCUGCCUUUGAAACGAUUUUCCAUAACAAGGACCAAUUGAGAAGUCUGAUGCUGAACUUUGGACGGGGAUUCAGGCAAACAGUUCAGUUACUCCAGGUGGCAAAAAAUUGUCCCCGAUUAAACCACAUUACCCUGGAGAACUUUGACGCCAGAAUUAGAGAUCUUGGUACCUUCAGGAACCUCCAAUCGCUCCAUUUAAUUUUCUCCAGGAUCGCGGAAAUAAACACGGACUUUUACAGGUCGCUGGUAAAGCAAUACUCGGCCAGCCUGCAAAGACUGCAUCUUACAUCUGUCCGUGUUAGAGUGGAUCAAGUCCAUAAUUUCCGAUCUUUUUGCGGCCUAAAAUCUUUUGACUGCAAUCCUUAUCCAGUUCAGUCAUUGGAUGAGUUGUGUCAUCUGACUAGUCUUGAGUGCUUGGCCUUAGAUUGCGUCGAGCCAUUUCCAAACGGCAGUCGUCAACUGUUGGAUAUUUUAAAAGAGUGUUCUAAUCUUAAACACCUUAAACUGGGCAGCCGGUGGCAAAUGGCCAGUGAAGAUUGUGAAAGAUUGGUUGGCUCCUAUGUGAACCAGAGUGAGGACCCCAGUCGAACACUCCUAAUGAGUCUUGUCUUUGUUGAAAAUCCGGAUAUUCGAGCAAAGUUGAUGAAUCUUGUAUCGGAUCCCAAUAUACUACGGCUGUCUUUUGGGGAAACAACUUGUGACCAUUGUCAAGCAGAUACUUAUUCCAAGUGCGAUACCAUUUUUACAUAAAUUGUCUAUUUUUAUCAAUUGACUUUACCUCGCAUUG
Messenger RNA from Drosophila ananassae, 1444 nucleotides. RefSeq lists its product as uncharacterized. Bases 91 to 1407 code for a protein of 438 amino acids. The record is from RefSeq and is a predicted model, not a curated record. The transcript has 3 exons. Lineage: Eukaryota; Metazoa; Arthropoda; Insecta; Diptera; Drosophilidae.